Molecule: messenger RNA, 6001 nt
Organism: Drosophila obscura
Lineage: Eukaryota; Metazoa; Arthropoda; Insecta; Diptera; Drosophilidae
Product: ral GTPase-activating protein subunit beta
Exons: 16
Coding region: 359-5755 (1798 amino acids)
Biological process (GO): regulation of small GTPase mediated signal transduction; activation of GTPase activity
Molecular function (GO): GTPase activator activity
Source: RefSeq, a predicted model, not a curated record
UUUUCUAUAAGUCCGCGGUCACACUGCUCAGAGGGGGAAUCGCAAAAUUAAUGCCAAAAAUGUCGUAGUUAAAGGCAACAAAAGUGAAUAAGUAAUUAAUAAUCAUAUCAAUUAGGCUGUUUUGAGACGCACCAUGUCUGGGCACGGCAGCAGCAGGAGUAACAGGCACAGAAACACUUGCAACACCGCCAACAUGGCGCACCUGCUGCAAUGCUCUUGAUGUUGACGUCAACAAAGUGAAAUUCGAGUGCGCGGAAAAGAGAAACACAACACACACAAAACCAAGAACAGCUACGACAAAAGAAAAUCGCUAAUUGGAGCUUCAAAAUAACUCCACUGGGGCAUACACUGAAGGGAAAUGUACUCUGAAUGGGCCUCACUGUCGGCCCAGAUUACGGCCAACAGCUGCGGGGCGCAAUGCUUCAGUGUGCUGAACAAGUUUCCAGCUUCGGCUGGACGGGAAGUGGUCGUGUCGGUGGUCAGGCAGCUGGGCACCAAUCUGGGCAUCACACAGAAUGCCGAGCCAAGCCAUUUGGUCAAGGAUGAGGAGGUAAAGUGGUGCAUGGACGUAAUCUGCUUUGGGCUGUCGCUGCCCCUGCAGGAGCACGAGACCAUCAAGGACUGCGUGAAUGUCUACUGCGAGUGGCUGACUGCCUUGCAUCCACAGCCGCGCAUCAGUGUGCCGAAGCCCAUAUGCGAGGAUGCCAAUCUGUAUGCGCGCCAGAUAAUCAAUCACUUUCACAAUCUCUUUGUGCCGCGCCAGGGCGAAAGUGCAGACACCAUCAAGCGGCAGGCGGUGCUCUGUCAUCGGGUACUGCGCACCCUGCAACAGACAGCGCAGAUUUCGCAGCUAAUGGAUCGCCAGACUUGGGAUACGCUGCUGCUCUUCCUUCUGGCCAUUAACGAGAUACUACUGGCGCCGCCCACCGUCAAGGAUGAUGUGGGUGAUCAGCUGUGCGAGCGUGUGCUCUCCGUGCUCUUCGAAGUGUGGCUGCUGGCCUGCGUUCGCAGUUUCCCAUCGCCUUCGAUGUGGAAGACGCUGCAGGAGUCGUGCUCCAUGUGGCGUCAUCGCGUGGCCCUUGUCGAUCAGUGGAAUCGUGUCAACUUGGCCCUGACGUCCCGACUACUCGAGUUCAGCUAUGGACCAGCGUUUCCCCAGCUCAAAAAUGCCGACGAGGAUGGCCAGCUAAUACCCGUUGGCAUGUCGAACGAUUGUGUGGCCCAGACAUGGUAUCGCUUCUUGCGUAUGAUCGGCAAUCCCACGGCAUUCUGCUCACCGCACAUCAUCAGCAAAUCGUCGCACUUCGUGCAGUGGGCACUUACCCACGAGAAGGGGGCCGAGACGCACCAGCAUCCGUGUCUGCAGUUGCUGCCGCAGAUCUUUCUCAACGCAAUGAAGGGCAUCUCCAGCCAGGUGGAUGCGUUUCUGGGCGUUUAUCAGCCACCGCCACACCAGACGGAUAAUGUCGUGACGAAUCUACUGGAAAUACGGCACUCGCUCAACGAGGCCACCUCCUCCACGCUGCAGCAGUUCAUCCACUCGAGCAGCGCAUCGAAUAUAUCGGCGAAUAGCCAACAGCAGCUGCAGGGCUCCGCCUCGCAACAACUGCAGCUCCAGCUGCAGCAUCAGCAUCUGCAUCACCAUCAUCUUCACUAUCCGCACUUGCAUUUACAUGGCGCUGGCAGCUUUCUGCGCGACAAUUUCAUGAGCAACUCGGCCAGCUCGGCCCUGAACGCCAUCAUGGGUCAUCACGGUCACCAUCAGCAUCAGAAUCAGCAGCAACAGCUAUCACUCUCCCAGAGUGGAGGCUCGCCCACGUCAAGCGCCAUAGCUGCCAGUAAUUUGGGACACUCGACGGGGGCCUCUGCCGUUGGAAGCACCAGCGCUGGUGGCAGCCAUUCGGCCGGAGUCGUCGGUAGCAUCUCCUUUAGCACGGCUGAGGCCAGCCUGGCAACGACAGCUGCCUCGAGCACGCCCACACCGCCUCUACAGCGACGAUUGGCCAAGAGUUUUAGCGUGGCGCCCACCAUAACGCAGCAGAAGGGCUUGAGCAAAACCUCGCUUAUCGGCCUCACGGGGGGCGGUGCACGCAGUGCGAUCGGCAGCAGCACCAGCAGCAGCUAUAUCCACAGCAGCGGCUCGACGAGCGCUGGCCCCGUCCAAGGCUCUGGUGGUGGUGGUGGUGGUGGUGGUGCCAGUUCUGCCCCUGGCAGUGGCAGUGGCAGCACUGGCAUUGGCCCUGGCUCCGGUUCUGGUUCUGGUUCUGGCUCUGGUGGCCAGGCACCGGCUCCGGCCUCGGCUGCGGCACCCACAACGCCAACAUCGACAUCGGGUCCGCCCUCGGCGAGCAGCAGCAUCAACUCUCUGCCACUGACAUCGAUGGGAGCUGGCGCUGAGCUGGCGGUGGCGCGGCCAAAGUGUAACAGCAUUCUCCACGUAUUCCACGAGUGGCUGUUCGAGGCGGCGCACAUAGGUGGCGAUACCUGGCGCCAAAAUCGCAAGAAGCAGGCAUGCGAGGCUAGUAAGCGGCCAUCGUCGAUGAUAAUGGAGCACCGCAAGGGAUCCAUUUCGCUAUCGCAGCCCAACUCGCUGAACGAUCCCGCCUCGCUGCCGCCCACGCUGACCAUCGACAAGUACGAGUCGGGCCGGGCGGAGGCCAUUGGCACACUGUGCAAGAUAUUCUGUGCGAAGAAAACUGGCGAGGAGAUCCUGCCGGUGUAUUUGGCCCGCUUCUAUAUGGCCCUGCAGCAGUGCCUAAAGAUCACCGAGUCGAAGGAGUGCGAUGAGACGCUGGCCAGCAUUCUGCUGCAUUCGGGUGAUCUCUUUCGCCUGGAUCUGGAUGGGAUCAAUGUUCUGCUGCCCGGUUUCAUCGCUGCCCUGGAGAUUGUGCUGCCCGACAAGGAUCUGAAGCUGAAGACGCAGUCAAUGGUAUUCAAUCGAACGGAGCUGCGGCGCUCGGCCAUCAACAUACUGCUGUCGAUAAUGGUGCUGCCGCUGCACUAUCAGGCACUGCCCAUUCGAGAUCUGUCCAGCGAGACGAGCGAAAAGAUGUUCACGUUCAUCCAGCUCAAGUCGCGUCUCAUGAACAUUCUGAUGAACGCUCUGCAGGUGGAGACAGAUGCCCAAAACACACACAUGCUGCUGGGCGGCCUGCUGUUGUGCGUCCAGGAUGCCGUCACCUUCGAGGAGACGGAUAUGGGCGGAGGCUCGGGCGCCACUCAUAUGCACAACUCUGGCGGUGCCCAGCACCAUGAGGCCAAUCUCCUCAGCUCGGCUUGCUCGGAGCGUUCCGCUUCGCUGGUCAGCACCGGCACGGCCAGCUUGGGGGCCCAAACGACGGCCACCAUGGGAGCUGGUUCGGGCUCCAUACGCGACACGGCCUCAGCCCACGAUUAUCCAAGUUUGACCAUCUCCGAUGACAUGUCAUUUGAGUUUGGCCAAGAGCUGGAGGGCGUGACCACAUAUGAUAAUGCCCAUGCUUUGUUUGUGCGGGCCACGUAUUUGGUCUGCCAUCGGCUCAUCUCGUCGUGGAAAACGGACUUGAAUGUCUCGCUGGCCGCCCUGGAGCUGUUGUCCGGCUUGGCCAGGCUCCAUAUACGGGAAACAGCCAGGAAGUUUACAAAUGACGCUCUAGAGUGCAAGCGGGCCGUGAAGUGGAUAUGCGACUACAUAUGCUAUCAGUGCUCGCGGCCGCCGCCGGCACACAGCAAGGAUCUGCAUAGCACAAUAGUGGCUGCCUUUCAGUGCACCGCCGCAUGGCUGAUGCAGCAUCCGUAUCUGCUGCAGGAUAAGGACUGCCUGCAGACAGUUUUGGAGGUGGUCGAACUGGGCAUAUCGGGCACCAAGAGCCAGAGCAAAAGCGGCGAUAUACCCAAAUUUAAGGAUGAGAAGGAGCUGAAACCCGCCUCCAUGAGGGUGCGAGAUGCUGCCGAGAAUCUGCUCACAAUCAUACUCGAACAGGUUGGCUAUUUUCCCAGCGAGUGUGGCCCUGAGUCCAUUUCGUCACUGCUCGAUGAGCUGGCACUGAUGAAGCACUGCAACUCGAUGGUGCCGGCGGCGGCGGCAAGCACCGAGCAGGCCAUUGCCAAGUUCAAGUAUUUUGUGACGGAGAACUCGACGAUAUUGGCCCUGCUCGAGGAGCCCUUGGGCAAUGAUCAGGAUCCGCAGCCAACAGUGACACUGCUGAUACGUGGACCAUUUGGACGACAUGCCUGGACGAUGCAGCUGCGACAUCUUCCACGCAGCAAGUCGGGCAUCAAGUACCACGCCAUCAAUCCCGGCCGGCCCAUUCCCAUGAACGAUAUUAGCCAGAGGCCCGAAUGCGAGCAGAAGAACUUCCCCGAUGGCGUUGACAAGGUGCAGCCCUGCGUGGCCGACUAUUCCAUACCCACCAUCGAUCAGAUCCGCGAGCAGUAUGGAUCCGCUAGCAUACGGGAGCUGGAAGCGAUACUCGAGAACCAGAGCAUCCACGAGAAGCUGGCCUGGGCCGAGGCGGACAACAGUGUGGACAGUCUGUCGCAUUCGCAGGAGUGCGUGCCGCCGCUGGUGUGCCAAGAGUUCCAUGCCGCACGGCUAUUCCUUUCGCACUUUGGCUUCCUCACGUUCGAGACACGCAAUCCGCACAAUCCAGCGGAGUCGCUUGGGACGCCGCCGCAGCGACCCCUCAUUGUGCUGGACACCAAGUCGACGGCAUUUGCCGCCGAUCUGGACAGGCUGGAUAAGCUCAGUGCCCGCACCCAUGAUACCGUCUAUGUGUUCUAUGUAAAGACGGGUCAGACAAGUGCCCAGCAAAUAAUUGGCAAUAUGGUCGAGGAGACUUCCCUCAGCUAUGAUCCGCACUUUGCCGGUAUGCUGCAGACGCUUGGCUGGCCGGUACUGGUGGCCGAUCACUCUGGCUGGACGGGCUUUGCCCACAACUCCUGGUCGCUGAAGGGAACGCCAGAGGAGCAGCAGAUGCAGCAGAUGCAGCAACUGCAGCAGCUUAAAUCCAAUGUACCCAGCGAACUCAAUUACAAUGGGUCACAGCGUGUGCUCUACUGGGCAGAUGUCUCGUCGGAGAUUGCUUUCGUGGUGCCGACCACGUGGAAUCUGCGCUACAACAGCGACACAAGCGAUGGCGGCAGCCUCUCCAACAGCGAUCAGAUCGGAUCGAGCAAUGUGUGGGCACGCUGCGAGUCGGAUACGGGAACUGGCGCAGCCAAGUCUAAGCCACGCAAUCUCAGCUUGGAACUGGACACUGGCACCGGUCGAACACAAAAGGAUCCUGUGCCACCAACGCGACGCAAAGGGAACGUAACCAAGCCGACGCUGCUCGCUCAGGCGCCUGCCAAGAUCUUUCUGGUGUGGCUGGAGAGUUACGAGGACUACCUGAACUUCCCGCUGGAGGAUCUACUCGCCUACACGCGCACUGGCGAGGAGCUGCACUCGCUCCAGCAGCCCCGUGCCGCCGACUGUCAUGUGAUCUUCGUGCACUCGCUUAUGUCGGGACUACUGAGGGUCAAACUGCAGGGCCCACCCGGUCGCAUGAGCUUUGCUACGCCCCUAGUCGAUGGCAUGGUGCUGAGUCGCCGUGUCGUAGGCAAUCUGGUGCGUCAGACGGCCCUAAACAUAUCCCGACGACGGCGACUGGACAACGAUAACUAUCAACCGCCUCAUGUGCGACGGCGCUUGAAGGUGCAGGACAUUGUCCAGAAGUACAAAAUGGAUUUGAGCGAGGCCGAGCUGCUGGCCCAUCUGUUCCAGCGUGCAAUUUAGCCGGCGUUAGCAACACAAGUAUUUACUAAUCUAGGAUUAACACCACCACCAAAAUGGCUUGUCCAUGCCUGUAUUAUCGUGUGCUUAACUAAAAUAUACCCCCUCUAGCCCCACCUACGCGUGGGCAAUCGGUGUGGGUACACACUGCGAGGGUCUGCCUACGACACUGAUCGAUGGACUCUUGCAGUUAUUCUAAUUUGUAUUUAUAUUUUUUUUUACUAAUAAAUCGAAUUAUUGUACUUUUUA